Messenger RNA from Ruditapes philippinarum (Manila clam), 2649 nucleotides. RefSeq lists its product as uncharacterized. The transcript has a single exon. Gene Ontology annotation, cellular component: cytoplasm. Gene Ontology annotation, molecular function: protein serine/threonine kinase activity. The coding region runs from base 295 to 1497 and encodes 400 amino acids. The record is from RefSeq and is a predicted model, not a curated record. NCBI's taxonomy places the organism in Eukaryota, Metazoa, Mollusca, Bivalvia, Venerida, Veneridae. Gene Ontology annotation, biological process: peptidyl-threonine phosphorylation.
AUUUCCUCGGCUGUGUAAUGAGAAGUUCAGACUGCUGUAAAUAUUGUCUGCCGACAGGAUACAAUUUAACAUAUUAAAUACCAUCAAUAAAUUAAGUACAAGGUGGAUUAAAGUUCGCAUCAACGCGCUAUUUUUAGAGAAAAACAUAAUAGCUAUUUUUAGAAAACGCGUCAUAUUUACAUGCGCAUAAGCUAUUCUAUAAAUAGUCUGGUAUAGAGGACGACGGCAAUAUUUAGUAAACAAACUUAUUACUUUGUGAAAUUAUUAUAUAUUCAAGUAAAUUAUCUGUUCGUGAUGGAAACUAGACGGAAGCGGAAUAACGACAGUGUGUUUAAACAAACUCUUGAUACCACUCCUGUUAAAAAAUUGAAGAAAAUGUCGGACAAAAUAGAUCAAAUGAAAGAAGUAAUAAUUGAAAACGAAACUAAAUGUUUGGAUUUGGCUUUUGCAAUGGAUUGUACAGGAAGUAUGCAGUCAUAUAUUAAUGAAGCAAGGAAUAAUAUCUGUAAGAUCGUAGAGGAAAUCGUGGCCAGUGAAAAUAUAGACGUGAGGUUGGCACUCGUUGAAUACCGUGAUCAUCCCCCGGAAGAUACUUCAUUCGUUACUCGUUGCCAUGAUUUUACAAAGUCUUCAAAAACAAUGAAAGGCUGGUUAAGUACCUGCUCUGCCACAGGCGGAGGAGACACGCCUGAAGCUGUAGCUGAUGCUCUUCAUGAUCUACUUAAACUAAGCUGGAGGGAGGAUUCUACAAAAAUUUGUGUUUGUAUUUCAGAUGCUCCACCGCACGGACUUGGUUGUACAUCAGAUGGUUUUCCGGAAGGGUGUCCGAAUGGAAUUGACCCUGUGGUUGUAUCAAACCAGCUGGCUGCAGAAGGAAUAACAUUAUAUGUUGCAGGCUGUGAACCAGCUAUUAUUCCAUACAAAGAUUUCUUUAUGGCGAUUGCACAUAUCACUGGUGGGCAAUACGUUCCUAUGCGAAAAGCGCAGGUCCUCUCAAAAGUGAUUGUCUGCGGAGCACAAGAGGAAUUGUCUUUAAACGAUUUAAUGGCAGAAGUAGAUGCUGAAGUUAGAGCAAGAAUGCAAGCUGGUGAAGAAAUCAACGAUCAUGCAGUUUCUGGUUUCCUUCACAACAAAUGGACAGAGCGUGGGCAGCAGGCAGUUCAGCUUCAAAUGGAUAAUGCUGAACUCAAUAGUGUACAAGACUCUCCUGAAGCAAAAAAGUAUUCUCAAAUGAAAACUCUUGCUGAAAUCAAAAAGGUUUUCAAAGAAAAACCUGGCAGGUAUGCAUCAUUUGGAAGCCAUGCUUGCGGGAGAGGAGCAUCUCUUUUUUGUAAGCCCGUCUCCGGAAGUACUGGUUUCGGUGCUGGUGGAGAUUACAGUACAGGAACUUGUUUUGGAGCAGCAUGUUCGAGCACAUUUGGCUCAGUUGCAACUGGAGUCACGUUUGCACAGUCCUCGAGAUUAGUACAGAAAGCUAUUGCGAAAAACAAGAAAUAACUGAUGCGUCAAUAUCAGAGAGAGAGAUAUGGAUAGUGGUCAUAUAACAAUAUGCAUAUUUUACGUUUUGAGAUAUAGCUGUUUUGCAUAUUUGAUCAUUUACAGUCUUUGUUUUCAACAUUUGUGAAUCGUUUUUAUUUAUUUAAGUUAUUACUGGAGAUAAGUUAUAAUAUUAACACCAUACAAAGUCAUUCAAGUAUGUUUUACCAAGGAAACAUGACGUUAUUGUGUUAAAUUGUAGCAGAUACAAUACUUUCAUGCUUGGAGCUGAUAUUAGGGUUUCUAAAAUAACCCAUGAAUGUUUACAAUUCUUAGUAUUUUUCGUUGAUAAUAAAAAAUUAUCGUUAUCAAGCACAUGACCUUGUUUGUGUUCAAUUUAUAUUUUAAUAUAACUAUUACGUAUUUUAAGGGACUCUUAAGGGAUUCUUUCAUUUGAAGAAGCUAUCCCGCUACCUCAUGGAAGAUCGAUGGUUCUUCUCAGGUGCCCGCUAGUGCAUUUCAUAAUUGACGAAUGUGUUACUGAGAUCUUCGUCCAUCAGCAAAGCUGGAUAGUCCCUGAAUAUUUAUAGUGGUAGCUGGAUAGUCCCUGAAUAUUUAUAGUGGUAUGUUCUUUAUGGCGUAGGUAUGAUCUUUAUGGUGGUAUGUUCUUUAAGGUGUCUGUAGUUACAUAUUUCUUUAUAUCAGACUUUGAUCAAAUUAUUUUUUUUUCUAGCUUUAUACCAUCAUGUGCUAACAAGGGCCACAGUCUGGCGGGGUCAGCGCUCGACUUUUCCUCACAAGAGGAACAAUAUACACCUACAAAACUUUUUUUGGUAAUAAAUUUCAUAUCUGACCUGGAUGGGUCAAGGUCAAUAAAAAGGUCAAAAGCUUAUUUGAAUUAAUCAUCAUGUCGGUAUUGUCAUAUGUGUUUUUGUCCAAGAAUGAAUCAAUUUCAUAAAUAAAUGAGCCAUGCCAUGACAAAACCAACAUAAUGCGUUUGCGACCAGCUAUCAGUUUCUCUACUUGUUAUAGAGUUUGUAAGCAAACAGCAUGGAUCCUGAUCAGACUGUACGGAUGCGCAGGCUGCUCUGGAUCCAUGUUGGUAGCAAACGCAUUAUGUUGGUUUUGUCAUUGCGCAUUAUGUUGGUUUUGUCAUGGCGCGGCUCAAAUUGA